AUGGCGCCCGCUCUCACAGACUCUCUGCCAACGGCACCUCACAAGUUGUCAGCCCCGCUGGACAUCUUCCCUGAUGGCCUCAGAACCACUGGCCAGCAUCCUCCUAUCUACGAAGAGAUUCGCCCCUUCGACAAGUUCCCCCGUCAGAUCACUGGUCCAACGGUAUGGAAGGCGGAGGACUACCGCGAGCACCCCGAAAAGUGGACACAUAGGUUCACUCCCGAGCAGAUCGAGGAGCUGAGCGCAGCGUCAGAUGCGUUCCUUGCAUCCAAGACCCCUAUGACCGGCAUUUCCAAGAGCAACUUCCGCCUUCCCAAGUUGGCAGACUAUCUUGAAACCCUACGCCUUGACCUCAUUGAUGGAAAAGGCUUCAUUCUGUUCAAGGGCUUCCCCGUCGAGAAAUGGGGUAAUCACAAGUCCGCCGUCGCCUACAUGGGCCUCGGUACCUACCUGGGCUACUUUGUCAGCCAGAACAGCCGCGGCCACGUUCUCGGUCACGUCAAGGAUCUCGGCGAGGAUUCCGCCCAGAUUGACAAAGUGCGCAUCUAUCGCACGAACGCUCGUCAAUUCUUCCACGCCGAUGACUCCGACAUCGUCGGCCUCCUCUGCGUCCACCGCGCCCUCGAAGGUGGUGAGUCAGACAUUGUCUCCUCCCACAAUGUCUACAACACUCUAGCCCUCGAACGCCCGGACGUCCUCAAGACCCUAACCGAACCAAUUUGGUACGUCGACCGCAAGGGCGAGACAAGUGUUGGACAAGAAGAGUUCAUCCGCACGAGCGUCGUCUACCUCGAGCGCGGCGGAAAUGGCCGCGUCUACACAAAAUGGGACCCGUACUAUAACGAAGCAUUGAAGGUUCUCGAGGAGGUCUGCAACAGACUUAGUUUACACAUGAUUCUUGAGGUCGGCGAUAUUCAGUUCCUGGCGAAUUCGCAUAUUUUGCAUGCUAGGACUGCAUAUGUGGACCAUGCGCCGCCAGUGCCUAGACGGCAUCUGAUGCGGCUUUGGUUGGCGACGCCUGAGCACGAAGGUGGUUGGAAAUUGCCCUUCUGGGAUAGUAAUGAGAAGAAGAGAGGCGGGAUUCAGGUUGAUGACCAGCCGCCUGUAGCACCGCUUGAUGCGGAGUAA
Molecule: messenger RNA, 1128 nt
Organism: Penicillium maclennaniae
Lineage: Eukaryota; Fungi; Ascomycota; Eurotiomycetes; Eurotiales; Aspergillaceae
Product: TauD/TfdA family dioxygenase
Exons: 4
Coding region: 1-1128 (375 amino acids)
Molecular function (GO): oxidoreductase activity
Source: RefSeq, a predicted model, not a curated record